UCGUAUCGUAGCGCUACAGAAAUUGUGCUUUUGUCAGAUGGUGGUGAAAUUAGUUUGUAAACAAUGUCAUCGCUGACCGGUGUACGCGUAAAUCUUUUCAAUGAAAAUUUCCUGAAUGAGUCCGAACAGGAUGCCAAUACUGUAUUAACCGAAUUGGACAAAGGACUAAGAUCCACCAAAAUUGGUGUUCAAUGCGAGGCCAUAGUGCGUUUUCCGCGUCUGUUUGAAAAGUAUCCCUUCCCUAUACUGAUCAAUUCCUCUUUCCUAAAAUUGGCCGAAUUCUUCUUAAAUGGCUCCAAUUUACUGCGAUUUUGGGUUUUGCGGGUGUGCCAACAAAGCGAAAACCAUUUGGAUAAGAUUUUAAGCAUUGAUGCCUUCGUAAAGAGGAUUUUUAUGGUAAUACACUCCAAUGACCCCGUUGCCAGAGCAUUGACGUUGAGAACACUGGGAGCUGUGUCGCGUGUUAUACCAGAGAAACAACAGGUACAUCAUGCGCUUCGCAGAGCAUUGGACAGCCAUGAUACGGUCGAGGUGGAGGCAGCAAUUUAUGCCAGUGGCCAAUUUGCAGCACAGUCCAGAUCGUUUGCUAUAAGUAUGUGUAGCAAAAUUUCCGAUAUGAUUGAAUCUCUGCAAAUUCCGGUGCCCAUGAAAUUGCAAUUGAUACCGGUUUUGAGGCAUAUGCAUCACGAUGCCAAUACCGCUGCUUUGGUAAAGAAACUUUGUCUAAAUUUAUUGCCAAAAUAUCCCGCAGAAAGUUUUGUUGUUGCCAUUUUUGCCUCUUUAACGGAAUUAUCAGCUAGAACAUUAACCGGAGUUCCCGACCAAGUAAGCCUUUUGCUGGAGGCCAUUAGCAAUGAUCAACGCAAACCAGUCAGAGCCCAAGCUUUAAAUUCUUUAAACAAGUUGGCUGAAAAACAAUGUGUUCAUGCGUGGCCAAAAUCUGCCAUAAAGGAUCUAAUUUCAAAAGCCUAUUCUUGUACGGAUGCCACAGAACAGUAUCUAUUUUUGGGCAUUAUAUUAAAGCUAAGCGAUUGUCCUUUGACCUGCCACAUACUACUCGAUCAAUACGAAGAACAUCCAUCUGUAUUGGACUUGUGCAAAAAUUGCUUAUGUCUAAACGAUUAUGCCACAGCUAGCCAGUCCAUCACUGUGCUAGCAUCGCUCGUCUCCUAUGCUGACCAGAAUAACAAACCUCAAUACAUAACAGUCAUAAUGGAAAUGAUAAACCUGCAUUUGCAAAGUCUUUUGUGGUGUACCGUACGCGACCCCAAGCAUUCGGGAGACUUGAGAAAAAUUUUAGCUUGUGGCAUACGAGUCUCAGCGGUAAAAGCUACAUUUGGCAUUGAACUAGUAACCACAUUGGCAAAAUUUCUCAAUGACGAUGUGCAGUAUCCUCCGGCAAAUGAGAAUGCCAUGUGCGAAGCUUUAGGUUCAUUGUGUUCCUACUUUCAGUUGAAAAAGUAUGCCCCACCAUCGAUAACGGAGGAUGAAGAAAUGGAAACCAACCAAUUAAGAGAGCAAAGGACUAAUCCUGUCUUAAAGAAUAUUUUGCUUUUUGUGCGCAAAUUAACUUCAACUGUUGACCGUAUUUCGAGCCAAGAACCCUCACCUUCAGUGGAGAUUUUGUCUGCAGUUGCCUUACAAGCAAUGAUGGGAUGUUUUAUGCCCACAAAGAUAAUGAAGACAUUUGAACAAAACAUUGUCUGUAAAACCAAUCAAUGGACCCAGUAUCGCAUAGCUCGUUCCGCAAGCCGUUAUGGUCAACACUAUUUGGCUGCACACAUAUAUUUGAGAAUUUCUCGCAGUACCGUAGUGGAUAAAUUGCACUUCUUUCUAACUGGACUGGCACAGCUGGCCCAAGCGGAAUGCAUUUUGAAUUACAGCGUGCCGUAUGAGUUCAUGCACGAAAACUACGAAUUGUGUGAAAAUCAUGUAAUGCGCAGCAUGCCUAUGGAGCAAUCAUUGCCACUAAUGCAACGUUUGGAAAUGGCAAUCAAUUUGUAUUGGCAAGCAUUGGCCAGUUUAAGAGCUAGUUCUUCGCCCUCACAUCCAUUUACAUUUCAAUUGGAGUUUAUUAAACUUAGAGCUCAAUUUUUACAAACACUACACUCCGCAGUGACCAUUAAGAAUGCUCAAAUAAUAGUGCCACCUCCAGCUAUAGCUGGAAGUUUGGCUCAAAACUCAAGAGACUAUCUGCAAAAGUUUGGCCAUGUCACCAACCAACUAAGAAAACUUGUCAAAGAAUUAAAAGUAUGUGAGGAAACCUUUGGGCGCCUUUAUAAAUCUGCCUUUGAUGCCGAUCCCAUAACCUUGGAGUUUCUGGAGAUAGUUCAACAUCAGUGUGCUUUGUUUGCACAUAUUGUAGAGACAAUAUGUUUUGCUUCUCCCUCCGAGCCACCGGAUUUUCAAGCUAUUGGAAAAUGUCCCGAAACUAUGUAUUUGGUUAAUUGUUGCCGUCGCAUGGAGGAACUUAGCAAAUCCAUUCCCAAAGAGAGCAGCAAUAAUAAAACAAUCAAUAAUUUCCAUUUGGACAUAAUAUUGGCAGAAAUCGAAGUAAUUACCAAAACACCGUUGUGUUUGCCUCGUUACUUUUUCCAAGUUUUGCAAUCUACCCAAAUCAAACUAUCAGUUAGUCCUCAGCCCAGAAGCGAUGGCAAGCCAGUCAAUGUGCAGGCAGGCAGUAACCUUGUGAUUAAAGUAGAAGGUGUCAUCCAGCAUUAUGGCAAAAAACCUUCGCUUUUCCGUAGUGUUGACGCUGUGCAGUUAAGUUUAAUGUCGAAACUGGUGCAGACACCAAGACCACCGGGUGGUGAACUUUUGAAACAACAGAAUGACACGGUUACACUAACACAAAUCGUAAAGCCUCAAAGGGAUUUCCUAUCGGGAAACUUUUUGCUUCCCAUAUCAUCGGGAGGCCAGUGGCAGGUGACGUUGGAGACAUUUGUUAUUGAUGAGAAUGGAAUUAUGUGGUGCACGGGACCCAAAAACUCCAUGCUGGUGCGAGUACUUGAUGAUCCAGCUAAACAGCAGGCUCCGGCUCCCUCCUCACAAACUAGGCGUUUCUAAGUCCCUGCAAAUAAAUCCAUGCAGGAUUGUUACUUAUGUUGUUGUCAUUCCCUUGGCAGGGAUUGACCCGAUGGAGUUCUUCAUCGGCAAGGGCUGCCGCCUAGGUGUAUAACAAACUGCUACAACAACAACUGAUGUAGUUAUAGCCGCAUUCUUUCAUGUGGUGUCUGCUAUCCUUGGCCAAUUUCUUUAGGUGGGUUGGAACGUUUUGGGAGAUAAAACCGAUCGUUGUGAGCAUGACUGUUGCCAGUUAGCAUUUUUUUUACUAGGAUUUUGAAUAAAAGCUAUGUUGCUGUAUA
Messenger RNA from Stomoxys calcitrans (stable fly), 3365 nucleotides. It is a transcript of the gene INTS7, whose product is annotated as integrator complex subunit 7. NCBI's taxonomy places the organism in Eukaryota, Metazoa, Arthropoda, Insecta, Diptera, Muscidae. The record is from RefSeq and is a predicted model, not a curated record. Gene Ontology annotation, cellular component: integrator complex. Bases 64 to 3066 code for a protein of 1000 amino acids. Gene Ontology annotation, biological process: snRNA 3'-end processing. The transcript has 3 exons.